GAACUCGCAUAAUUAUUAUUACUCAAAUGUAAUGUAAUAGAUAAUUUGCUGUUACCAUGCAAUAUAUUCACAGUAAAUAGAACGAUAGAUAAAAGUUGCUCAAAGCCAGAAUCCGUAAACGUAGAUAGUGCAUAAUGUCUGGCAAAUCUAUUGUGCAAUUGAAGAGAACUACUUUUUGGCAACGAAGUUGAGCAGGCGGCAAGCUCACAAUAAACGGUUUGAAAGCGAGUGCUGAGGCUCCCGGCACAGUCAUCCCUUUACGCACGCUUUAUGCUAGAGAUUUCAUUGUGCGGGUAUAAGAGUAGUGUGAAAGGUAGUUGAAAUGAAACUGUUGUGCAUUUAAGUGUGCAUGCCUUUUCUGCGCUACGGGGACAUGUUUUGACUACCGACAGAGCCAAGUUUUAUAUCGGACAAGAAUAACUAGAUGGGAAUAUGUUGUUUUAAAUAGGCUAGGUGAAGCUAGCCUAGCUAGCGUGGCCAACGCGAAUAGGAACAGAAGAACUUAAAGCUUAAAAACAAAGGAUUCAAACUUAUCACAACAGGCUGCCAUCCGGAGACUGGAGGGAGGAUAGAAAAAGGGAACCAUGCCGUCAGUAAUGGAACGUUCCGGUUCUGGCGUGCUGUCCCGCAGCAGAGCCAAAACUGUCACCAACGGCAGUAGCCAGCAUUCAGAGGAGGAGAGCAGCGAUGAGGAACAUGCACACGACAGUAUGAUUCGAGUUGGGGGAGACUACCAAGCCCAGAUACCUGAAUAUAAACCUGACAGCCCAGCUCGAUAUGCUGAGAAGGAUCACAGAGGCAUGCUGGUCUGGUCGCCCAACCAGCUGGUGACCGAUGCAGAAUUGGAUGAAUACAUUCUGAUGGCAAAAGAGAAACAUGGAUACAAUAUGGAACAGGCUCUCGGCAUGCUCCUUUGGCAUAAGCAUGACGUGGAGAAGUCUCUGGCCGACCUGGCCAACUUCACGCCCUCACCCGAGGAGUGGACAGUGGAGGACAAGGUGCUGUUUGAGCAGGCCUUUAGCUUCCAUGGCAAGAGCUUCCACCGCAUACAGCAGAUGUUGCCUGAUAAGCUGAUCUCCAGUCUGGUGAAGUACUACUACUCCUGGAAAAAAACUAGAAUGCGCACCAGCGUCAUGGACCGACAGGCCCGACGAUUGCUGAACAAGAGGGAGAAGGACGACAGCAAUGAGGACGCAGAGGAAGGGGAUGGAGGCAGCGACAGCGACUUUGAGAUAGAAGCUAAGAAAGAGACUCAGAAACAGACUGUAAGCGCAAGAGGAGGAGAGAAGGCCAGUUCUGGGAGGCCGGGCCCAGUCCGGAAGGAAAGCCUUGGGUCGCAGUACAGACAUCACCCUCUCCGAGCUCGACGGCGCCCCCCAAAGGGCAUGCACCUCAUCCAGGAGGACCUCACCUCGCUUUCUGCCAGCCCGGACACAGGGGCAGUGUCUCUGAAACAGCUGGAUACACAGCUGGUGUCGCUUAAGAGACAGGUUCAGAGCAUCAAGCAGACGAACAGCAGUCUGAAGCGUGACCUGGAGGGAGGGAUAGAAACCCUGCGCCCCACUGAGCCUGCUCCCAAGAUCAACUCCCGCUGGACUACUGAGGAGCAGCUUCUGGCUGUACAGGCCAUCAGGCGCUACGGUAAAGAUCUGGCGGCCAUUGCCGAGGUGAUCGGCAACAAAACCAUCCCGCAAGUGAGCUCGUUCUUUGUCAGCUACCGGCGGCGCUUCAACCUGGACGAAGUGCUGCAGGAGUGGCAGGCGGAACAGGAAGUGCUCCAAGGGCAUGCUGGGAACCCUGAGGACAUCAAGGAUCUGGCCGGGGCCAGAGGAAGAGGGGUGCCAGGGGGAAACGGCAGCGCAGAAGAUGAAGAGGAGCAGAUGAUAGUAGAGACUGAGGCCACAUCUCCUCCCACUGCUAGUAACGUCAGUAACUUCGGUGCAAACCAGGGGCCCCCUUCCCUGUCCCAGCCCCCACCUCUGCUCCGCCCCACUCCUCCUCUGGCCCCUCCUAGCCUGCACCGACAGCCCCCGCCCCUGCAAACUCGCCCAAUCCAGACCCGCACCCCUCACAAUCACCCACCCCCACCGCUGAUCCGCCCCGCAGUCGCGUCCUCCCGCCACCAGGGGCUCCGAAACUCACUCGGCUCCAAUUCCACUUCCGGCUCCUCGUCGCUGUCCUCCUCUUCCUCAGGUCAGCUGCCACCUUCCCUAGUGGGACUGAAAGUGGAACAACCCCAUUCUCACUAAGGAUCUUCGGCAACCAAGGGCUGUAGAUGGCGUGCACACACACACACACACACAGAUUUUGCAGAUGUGAGAGAAUAGUAGGGUGUGAGAGAGGGAAGUCUCAGAGACAGAAUACUACUGAUGCCAUUUUCUCCUCCCACUAGUAAGUGGAGGACUGUGCAGCCCUGGUCCUGGAGAGCUGUAGGGUCUGCUGAUCUUUGUUUUUACCGUAAAAUCAGCAACAGAUUCAGACUGAUGCUGAUGUGAGUUUAACUGCAUAAUUGGUUGCACAAUGGAUCAAGUGCCAAGUAACAGCAUAAAUGAGCAGACCCUGCGGCUCUCCACAGCCAAAGUUGCAGAUCCCCUGUCAUAGUCACUGAGCCACUGACUCUUCUGAACAGAACGUACGUAUGGGCAGGAAACUGAAAUAACCAAGUUAACUUAACCCAUCCAGGUCUUUCUCCUGGCACAGCCACACACGCUGCCUCAUGAUACACCAACCACGGUGAAGCAUUCACCUCAACGACUGGCCAAGCAUUUAGCUUUCAGGACAACACAUUACUGAAAAUUCAAAAUGCGACCUUCGGUGAACCCUCUCCCACAGUCUUCACUGUUUGCAUACAAGCAGCUGCUGUAUGCAGGGAAGUGUUUGGAUUGGACUACCUUGACAGCAUAGCUCCUUGAUGUGUUCAGCCCCCUGCUGGUCUCCAUGGCAACACUGGGACUGUUCCAGUUGUGGGAAUGCAGGUAGGCAAGCAGAGUUAUGUGGAGAGACGGUGUGCUCGUCUUUUUAGACGGCAAUCUGUCUGACCCAAAGUUGGGGGGAAAAGGUAACCCAUUUAGUCAAGCACAGAGGAGCCAUUGAUUUAGCAGGUUACUGAGGAAAACACAGAAUAGCUGCUUUUUUUUACUUGUAGUUUAGAGUAGGAUUAAGCACUAAAACA
Anguilla anguilla (European eel) is the source of this 3172-nucleotide messenger RNA. RefSeq names its product REST corepressor 2-like. The record is from RefSeq and is a predicted model, not a curated record. Gene Ontology annotation, molecular function: transcription corepressor activity. Bases 585 to 2249 code for a protein of 554 amino acids. Lineage: Eukaryota; Metazoa; Chordata; Actinopteri; Anguilliformes; Anguillidae. Gene Ontology annotation, biological process: negative regulation of DNA-templated transcription; regulation of transcription by RNA polymerase II. The transcript is spliced from 13 exons. Gene Ontology annotation, cellular component: transcription regulator complex; histone deacetylase complex.